This is a messenger RNA of Penicillium egyptiacum, 1116 nucleotides long. NCBI's taxonomy places the organism in Eukaryota, Fungi, Ascomycota, Eurotiomycetes, Eurotiales, Aspergillaceae. The record is from the annotation of a GenBank genome assembly.
AUGCAUCGUCGAUUUCACAAGAAGUCCAGAAAUGGAUGCAAUCAAUGCAAGGAGCGGCGUGUCAAGUGUGAUGAGACACGGCCUCUAUGUAGUGCAUGCACAGCUCGGGAGCUACCCUGCGUCUAUAGCACACCCUGUGCUCGAAGAUAUUCCCCAGCUGAGGCCUCUUUGAAACCAGAGCCGAAACCACCGGCCAAGCCAGCUUUCAUAUCACCAAAGUACGAUGCCCGACAUCUGCUGCUGAUGCACAAAUUCUCAACCGAAACUUAUAAAAGCAUCUGUGGCGACCAUUCUGACAUAGAGGGCUGGCAGGUCCUCAUCCCCAAGCUUGCUUUCGAACAUGAAUUUCUCUUACAUGGCAUCUUUUCCAUCGCCGCGCUCCACAUGGCAGCCACCAACGCAGACCCAGAACAAGUUCUAUCUUAUCUAGACACCGCACUGCAGUGCAAUGAACUUGCAUUUGCUCCCUUUAGAGAGGCUUUGGCCCACCUCACCCCUCUUAACUGCGAUGCGGUAUUUGCACAGUCAGCGAUCGUUACUAUCAUUGGCAUAGCACUGCCUCGGCUGAACGCCCAGCAUCGCGGUGAAUCUUUCAGCAUGAUCGAAACAAUGAUGACGGUUUUUGAACUGCUGCAGGGGGCAAGUAAGAUCUCGCAAAUUAGCAAACCAUGGCGACAGGCAAGCAUCUUCUUCAAAUACGACUGGAGAGAGAAUACCACCCUGGAUCCAGACGUGGCCAAUGCUAUCGCGCAACUGCGAAUGCUGAAUGGCCCGGUCGAAAACACAGACUCAGCACAACAUAGCAUUAACCAGGAAGCUAUCGACUCCCUAGAAGACUCCUUUGCUAAAUUCACCAAUGCGCCGCAUCCUGCACCUAUCUUGGCUUGGCUCACCUACGUCAAGAGGGAAUUUGUGGAUGGACUACGCGUACGGCAGCCAUUCCAGUUGUUGAUCCUCAUGAAUUGGGCAGUUCUGUUAAAUGAAUUAGAAGCCAGCUUUUGGUGGGCUAAGGGCUGCGGGAAGGCACUAGUCGCUGAGUUAUUGAGUGAGCUGAAGGACCAGAAUGAGAAGUGGAAAUCGGCACUGCAAUGGCCGCAGCAAAUGGUCGGAAUAUAA